This is a messenger RNA of Oxyura jamaicensis (ruddy duck), 9716 nucleotides long. It is a transcript of the gene PPARGC1A, whose product is annotated as PPARG coactivator 1 alpha. Gene Ontology annotation, molecular function: transcription factor binding; RNA binding. The coding region runs from base 332 to 2758 and encodes 808 amino acids. NCBI's taxonomy places the organism in Eukaryota, Metazoa, Chordata, Aves, Anseriformes, Anatidae. Gene Ontology annotation, biological process: positive regulation of transcription by RNA polymerase II. The record is from RefSeq and is a predicted model, not a curated record. Gene Ontology annotation, cellular component: nucleus. The transcript has 13 exons.
GGGAUGGGGACGGCGACGGGGCGGGCGCCGGGGGCUGCAGCGCGGCCCGGCCCCGGCGGCGGAGCAGCAGCGGCAGCAGCGGCGGCGGCGAGCGCGCGCACGUGACUCCGGCGCUGGGCGCCCGCACACCGCGCCCGCUGCCCUCGCCGCCUCCCCGAGCACCGUGCGAGCCGCCGGCAGGGCACGGCUCGGCACUGCACGGCACGGCACUGCACGGCUCGGCACGACUCGGUACUGCUGGCACGGCACGGCACCCGGCGCCGAGCAGGCGGCAAGAGUUUGCGAAGGCUGCCGCUGCGUUGCCUUCCCGGAGAGGCUGCGCGCCCGGAGGAUGGCCGGCUGCGGGCUGUCGGAAGACGCCUUCUUCUCGUCCUUCUUCUGCAACUACACCUCCUCCUGGGAAGCCUCCUACAACCAGUGUGCUGCUCUGGUUGGCGAAGACCAGCCUCUUUGCCCAGAUCUCCCAGAACUUGACCUCUCCGAACUAGACGUGAACGACCUGGACACGGACAGCUUUCUGGGGGGGCUCAAGUGGUACAGCGACCAGUCAGAGAUCAUCUCCAACCAGUACAGCAAUGAACCCGCCAAUAUAUUCGAGAAAAUAGAUGAAGAGAAUGAGGCAAACUUGCUAGCAGUUCUCACUGAGACACUGGACAGCAUCCCCGUGGAUGAGGAUGGAUUGCCUUCGUUUGAUGCACUGACAGAUGGAGAUGUGACCAAUGAAAAUGACACUAGCCCUUCCCCAAUGCCCGACGGCACCCCUCCAACCCAGGAGGCAGAAGAGCCGUCUCUACUUAAGAAGCUCUUGCUGGCUCCAGCCAACACUCAGCUAAAUUACAAUGAAUGCAGUGGUCUCAGCACACAAAACCAUGCAAACACAAAUCACAGGAUCAGAACAAGCCCUGUGGUUGUUAAGACUGAGAAUUCAUGGAGCAAUAAAGCAAAGAGCAUUUGUCAACAGCAAAAGCCACAAAGACGUCCCUGCUCUGAACUUCUCAAAUAUCUGACUACAAACGAUGACCCUCCUCAGACCAAACCAGCAGAGAACAGGAACAGCAGCAAAGAGAAAUGCACCUCCAAAAGGAAGCCCCAUCUGCAGUCUCAGACAAAUCACCUGCAAGCCAAACCAACAAGUUUAUCACUUCCGUUGACGCCCGAGUCACCAAAUGAUCCCAAGGGUUCCCCAUUUGAGAACAAGACUAUUGAACAAACCUUAAGUGUGGAACUCUCUGGAACUGCAGGCCUAACUCCACCUACAACCCCUCCUCAUAAAGCCAACCAGGAUAAUCCUUUUAGGACUUCACCUAAGCCGAAGUCAUCAUGCAAGACUGUUGUACCACCUUCAAAAAAGCCCCGCUAUAGUGAGUCUUCCAGUUCUCAAGGAAACAACCCGAUCAAGAAGGGUCCAGAACAGUCUGAGCUGUAUGCACAGCUUAGCAAGACUACAGUACUGUCCAGUGGACAUGAGGAGAGAAAGACAAAACGGCCCAGUUUGCGGCUGUUUGGUGACCAUGACUACUGUCAAUCUGUGAAUUCAAAAUCAGAAAUACACAUUAAAAUAUCCCAGGAACUUCAGGACUCCAGACAACUAGAAUUUAAGGAUUCUUCACCUGGGUGGCAGUGUCAGAUUUGUUCUUCUUUAGAACAAGACCAGUAUUUCAAGAAAGAGACUUUACAGACAAGUAAGCAGGGAUCCCUCGGUAAUAACAGAAAACAGCUCCAAGACCAGGAAAUUCGGGCUGAACUGAAUAAGCAUUUUGGUCACCCCAGCCAAGCUGUUUUUGAUGAAGAAGCAGAUAAGACCAGUGAACUAAGGGACAGUGAUUACAGUAAUGAACAAUUUUCCAAACUACCUAUGUUUAUAAAUUCAGGACUAGCAAUGGAUGGUCUCUUUGAUGACAGUGAAGAUGAAAGUGAUAAACUAUGCUACCCUUGGGAUGGGACACAAGCCUAUUCAUUAUUUGAUAUAUCGCCUUCUUGCUCUUCUUUUAACUCUCCAUGCAGAGAUUCAGUGUCUCCACCCAAAUCCUUAUUUUCUCAAAGAUCCCAAAGGACACGCUCUAGAUCAAGGUCCUUUCCUCAACGCAGGUCUUGUUCCCGUUCUCCAUAUUCCCGAUCGAGAUCAAGGUCGCCCUGUAGUAGAUCCUCUUCAAGAUCUUGUCACUGUUAUGAGUCCAGCCACUGCAGACACCGAGCAUACAGAAGUUCUCCCUUACGUGCAAGAUCGCGAUCCAGAUCACCGUACAGUCGCAGACCCAGAUAUGACAGCUAUGAGGAAUAUCAGCAUGAAAGGCUGAAGAGGGAAGAAUACCGCAAAGAGUAUGAAAAACGGGAAUCUGAAAGGGCCAAACAAAGAGAGAGACAGAGGCAGAAAGCAAUUGAAGAACGCCGUGUGAUCUAUGUGAGUAAAAUCAGACCUGACACAACCCGAACAGAACUGAGGGACCGGUUUGAAGUUUUUGGUGAAAUCGAGGAGUGCACAGUAAAUUUGCAGGAUGAUGGAGACAGCUAUGGUUUCAUCACCUACCGCUACACUUGUGAUGCCUUUGCUGCUCUUGAGAAUGGAUACACUUUACGCAGGUCAAAUGAACCUGACUUUGAGCUGUACUUUUGUGGACGCAAGCAAUUUUGCAAGUCUAACUAUGCAGACCUAGAUUCAAACUCAGAUGAUUUUGAUCCUGCUUCCACUAAAAGCAAGUAUGACUCCAUGGAUUUUGAUAGUUUACUUAAAGAGGCACAGCGGAGCCUGCGCAGGUAACAUGCAUCACACCAGAGGAAAACGGAGGGAUGGCGAAUACCUCACGGACAUCACGUCCUUCAAUAAUGGACAAUUAAGAAGUCAUACUUAGGAAUUUCUCCUACUUUACACUCUCUGUUCAAAACCAUGGUUUACAUGAACACAGCUGCUCGAGGAGUGAGGAGGCGGAAUGGCUAUCCAGCAAGCACACGCGUGUCCAUGGGUGUCAGCUUUGCUUUCGCGGGUGACCGGUGGUGGGGGAGCCCAGCGGUCCUUGUGCAGUCGAGGGCAAACCACAUGUCAUGGCAGCAGUUCCACAGAGAUACACUUACAACAUAGAACUUCAAAAUGUGUACAUAGUGCAUUUUAACAAAACAAAAACAAAUUAAAAGAAAACAAAUUUGAGAACUAUGGCUGCUGAUGUCUGAGAAUCAGACACUGCAUUUUUUUUUAAUGAAGCUUCUUCUCACAACACAGUGAUAAUAUGACAAUCCAGAAGAAACCACAGGUCCCAGAAGUCUGCAUUGUGUUUUAGUUUUGUUUUAAGAUUUUUCUUUUCUUCUCUUUUCUUUUUUUCUUCUAUUUUUUUCCUUGCAGAAGAGAAAAUGAAAGGCUAAAGCUUCCCUAACAUUUUGAAGUUUCAUCUUUUAAUUCUGACACCCAUGUAAAUGUCUACAACGUUGAUCUUCCACAGCAAAGUUUUCAAAGCCUUGUUAAUGGUCAAAUGUGCAGCUUGUUCAGCGAUUUAUUCUAAUGAGCGGACGUGGUGUUACAUUAUUAAUGAGAGUUGGAUAUAACUAUCUGGGUGUGUGCACAGAUAGUUUAUUUGCUACAUUCUCUAAAGUAGUUGAGUAUUUACAGAUGUUAAAUGGAGUAUUUUUAUUUAUGUACAUACUGUAUGACAAUGGUUUUUUUUGUUACAGCUAUGCACUGUAAAUGCAGCCUUCUUUUCAAAAACUGCUGAAUUUUUCUUAAUCAAGAAUACUCAAAUGUAAUUAUAUGAGGUGAAACAAUUAUUGUACACUAACAUAUGUAGAAAGCUGAACUUAACGCUUAUAUAUAUUUGAUUGUAAAAAAAAAAAAAGAAAAGCGUGUGGGUGAGGGUGUGCGUGUGUGCGUGUGUCUGAGUGCAAAAAUGCUUUACACACAUUCAUCCCUCCUUUGGUGAGCUUAUAUAAGAACUUUGUCAACACUUAUCCUAGCCCAAAAGGUAUUAACCACUUCUGCAAUAUUUUUCCACAUUUUUCUCAUUGCUUGAUUUUCUUUUGCAGUUUUAUACACUGAAUUUGUUAGGGAAAUGAAAUUUUCUCAUCUAAAUUUUUCUAGGAGAUACCAUAAUUUUAUGUAAAGUCUCUCAAAUGGGUAAUCAUUAAGAAAUGUUUUUAUUUUAUGUAUCAACAGUAGUUUUGGAACUAGAGGUCAAAAAUCUUUUUAAAAUGCUAUUUUGUUUUAAUUUUUGUGAUUUUAAUUUGAUAAAAAUAUGCUGAGGUACUAAGUACAGUAUGAUUUUUACAGUAAUUCUGUGUCUAAACACUGUUGUUGAAGCCAGUAAUCUUUUCAUUGGCAGAGUUUAAUGAUGGUAUUUAUCUAUAUUUUUUACAGUUAUGCAUCCUGUAUAAAUACUGAUCCUUCAUUCCUUUGUUUACUAAAGAGACAUAUUUAUCAGUUAAGAUUAUCCUAUUUAUUAUAAAUUAUGAGAUGACUAAAAUAAUAAAAAGGCCAGUGGAAAUUUUAUACUUAGGAUGCAUGACGGUUGUCAGUUUGGAGUAAGUGCUUUGUCUGGAAAUUCAGCUUUUGCAGAAGCAGUGGUUUUUUGUUGUUGGUGGUUUUUUUUCUUCUUCUUCUUCUUCUUCUUCUUCUUUUUUACUAUGCACUAGCAUGGCCUCAGAUGUGCCCAUGACAUUGUUGCUGAUGACAUUGCUUCUGCUAAAUUAAAUAUAAACUUCAGGAAAGAAAAAAAAAGAAAGAAAACACAACAGUAAACUACUACUAUUCUGAGCAUCAGAAUUUCAUCUGAACUUGGAGUCUCUAGACUGAAUCAGCAAAGUUUGGAAUUUGCUUGCGAAUGUAUAGAUUUGGUAUUCUAUUACUGUUUGGCAUUCAUGACUCCUCUUAAAGGUAUGGCACACCUAACUAUUUAAUCUCCUUUCCCACUCCCAAUCUUAGAAAACUGAUUCCACCCCCAUGCCAGUGCAGUUGAUUUUGAUGGCUGCAUUCAUUUUAUCACCAGCAUAUUGUGUUCUGAGAGAUUCCACUGUCUGUCCUGUCGGAUGCUUGCUUGAUUUUUUGGCUUCUUAUUUCUCAGUAGAUAGAUAGCAAUAAAAAAGAAAAAAGAAAAAAAGAAAAGAACUUUUUCAGAGGUUCUGUGUUACAACUGUAACAUUCUUUAAUCUGCAUAAUUCUCGUUGUUGCUCUGUAGGUUAAAAAUGCAGGUAUUUUAACUUUGUGUGAAUGCCAAACUAAAAGUUUACAAUUUUCCUUUCUGGAUUUUGAGUAUCUUCUGUUGUAAAGAAAAAUAUUAAAAGCAAUAAAUUAUUUUUAAGAAAUCAAUAUUUAGUAUAUCAUAUUAUGUGUUCAAGGACCAGACGCAUUACCUAUUUUGCCUUUAAAUUUAUGUGAUUAAAUUUAAAAUACAUUCUCUUUUGCCCUACAUUGCUGACUUGAAUAAAUUGGUGGGGAUUUUUUGGGGUGGGAGGGGGGGGGUGGGCUGUUUAUUUUCCAUCAAGCAGGCAUGUCAUGAGUCAAUUUUUUUUUUCACUGGCCUGGCAAGCAUUCUUAUCUUGAAGAUGGCUUUCCUCUGUGGAUUUACAGAUUACAUAUGAAAUUAAUGUAGAGCUAGGAUUGCUGAAUAAAGCUAUUUGUAUCCUUUGUAGACACUGUAGUAGGUAACCCAUCAAAAUGUAAACUCAGUGUUUCCUUUUCUCUCCCCCCCAGAACAUUUCAAAUUAGCACAUGUGCCACAUUGUCACUGGAGGCAAAUUGCAGCAUAGCUCUGUAUGUCUUUUAGAUGAAGAUUGUACUGUUGCUUUCAUGCUGUGGUAAGUACCACAUCUGCAAUACAGGUAACAGAACUGGUACUUAGAAACUAUGGUCUUUUCUGGAGCUAUAACAAAGUAAUUCCUACAUAAGGUAAAAUGAUCUAAAUCCAAACAGAGGGAGCCUAAAAUUGAGGAAAAAUAUCUGUGCUGAACUGCUCUGAAAAGCAGUUGGGCUGCCAUCACCAAAAGCAGCAUCAAGAAGAACGUUUGUGCCUCUGGCGUAUAAUACUUGGGUCAGUUGAAAAAAAAAAAAAAAAGAAAAGAAAAAGAAAACACACAUCUUCUUCUGAUCCCUUAAGAUGUAAGCUUACAGUAGGUAAUGAUUAUGUGUCCUUUUUGAUGGCUGUAAUGAGAACUUCAAUCACUGUAGUAUAAGAUCUGAUCUAUAAAUGACCUAGAAUAGCCAUGUAAUAUGAUGUGAUUCUAAAUUUGUACCUAUGUGACAGACAUUUUUAAUGUGAACCACUGACCUGAUGGAGCUACUGUAAAAUUUGUACAGUAGGUGAACAUGUAAAGCUAUUGGUUGGACUAUGCUGAACAGGGAAAGCAAGCUAUUAGUUAAGCCCGCGCUGGGCUGUUUUCCACCUGCCAAUUCUACAUGUAAUUUUGUGGUUUAAUUCAUUGUAUGAAAAUUCCUGUGAUUUUUUUUUUUAAUGUGCAGUACACAUCAGCCUCACUGAGCAAAUAAAGGGAAACGAAUGUUUCAAAUCCACUUCUGUUUCUCUUUUUUAUCAAAAGUGAAGGUCCCCCAUGUAACUGGUCAUGGACUGGGUUUUCCAUUACUCUUCCUAAUGGUCACAGUUGAUUUCAAAUAGCCCAGGUCAUGCCUGCAUUACUGCACUUUGGGCAGGGGACAGACCCACAAGUUAUAAUAAUUUAAUAGUAGAAAGGUGCUACCUGCCUUUUGGCCAUGAGUACUUGAGGCUGUUGAGGGGUUAACAGAAACUUUCUGGGAGAACUUUUGAAAAAUGCUCAGUGGUGUGUUAAGAGUUACUGGCUCAAGUUACCAGAGGGUGGGGAAUGUAAGGGUGUUUCUGCACGGCCAUGCUUGGAUCCAACCAAUGCCAUCAGGGACUGAUAAGUCCAAAAUGGUUGGUGUCUUCCAUCCUGAAAUGUUUAAUACCUUUACUAAGAAAAAAUGCCAUCAUGACAUUCACCAGCAUCUCUGUCUCAGCAGACAGGCUAGGAGGAUCAGACAGGUUGGGUAUCCUUCCUGGACAGGACAGCAUGCGGCAUGGCGGCAUUCCACACCAGCAUUGUCACAUUGUCACAGAGCUGACAGCAGCUCUAUGGAGAGGCAAAAAUGGUAUUCACAGCCCUAUCAUUUAGAUGUGGAUAAAAAGGUGAGGGAAUUGUUUUCGUUAGUUUUGCACAGGCUUAUUCACAGGUAGCCAAAAUACCACUGUCGGCUUACCCUGCAGGCCUUUUGUAUCAACAACGCACUAUGACAGAGCUGACCCUGCUGUACUUUGGCCAUGAGUAUCCCCACCUUGACAGUGUGCCAUGGAGGGCAUCUGCAGCAUGAUGUGAGCUAGCACAGCCUACGCAGCUCAUGGUCUUUAGCUAGAGAGGUUUUCUCUAGAUUUUGAGACCGCUAAAUUCACUUCUAAAAAUUGCCUUUCUCAAGAUGACUAGCCUCCACCUCAUCUCUGUUCCUAACAUUGCUGUUCAUUUUAUACUCUGCACUUUUCACUUGAAAAGCAUGCCAUGAAACUCCCAACUGUGGUCUUGAUGAAACCAGUCCCUCAUGUUGGAGCGUGAGGCUGGGGGCAAGGUGCCUCUGGGGAGAGCAGGCUCUUCUUAACCAUGGUUUACUGCUGACCCUAACCGUUCCCCACCACUCCUUCCUGUCUCCUCCAUUGCAUUUUCUCCCCCAUGCUCUCUUUAACUACUUCUUCCUCAAAGAUUACAAAAGGAGUAAAUCUGUCAUGCACUCGCAUGAGCUUCACUAACUCCCACAGCAGGGAGGGGAAGCUGUGAUGCUUACAGUUUGCAUUUAUACCAUUUACAGAUCCGAAAUCUCAUGCUUGGUCCACAGUGCUUUCAGAGUGAAGUUCUUUUCUGGAUGGGAUUCGUGUUGUUUUCUCACUGUUACUGAUCAAAUUAAUGCUCAAAAUGAAGUGGGUCACAUCCAUUCCUGAUGCGCUUCAUCAGUGUUGCUGCAGUUACACAAAGCAUGAAUUCAGCCUGAUAUUUUUCAGCUUUUUAAUUUGAUUUGUUUAUUAAUUUCUUAUUUUUGCAAAGCACUUUUAUGCUUAAAAAAACUACUGAAUUUGAUUUCCAGAAAAAUAUUUAUUCCUCUUCCUCCACCCCAUUCCCUCAUUUUAUAUUGAGAUUUAUUGCAUGAAAUCAGGAUCUCAUUUAUUAAGAAAUCAUCCCUUCCAUUGCCUGUUCCCCUGGGUUAACACUUUAUCCUACAGCGAACGCUGCGAGCUGAACACCUGAAAUCAAAUUCAGGCACCUCAGUGAGUGGCCUGAUUUUCAAAAAUGCUGAGCAUCUCGCUGCUCCCAUUGACUUCAAUUAGACCUGCCGGCUCUCAGCACUUUUAAAAUCAAGCCACAUAUUUAGAGCCCCAAUUCAGCACAGCAUUUACAUUUGUGCUUAAGUCCAUCCUGAUUCAGCAAAGCACUUAAGCAUGAGUGUUUUUAGAUCCAUUGAAGUCAAGUGCUCUGCUGCUUUGAAUAAAAAUAGACUCCUGGAUUGGGGCCUAAGAAUCCAAAAACAGACACCAAAGCCUAAUUUUAGGCUCUAUUUGGAAAACUUCAGCCUUGCCUACCACCUUUAACCUUUAAUGCUUUCAGCAAACACAAGAACACCCAACAGGUGAUAUAUGGGGGAAGGUUUAGGUAAGAAAAACGGAAACUGGACAAAAUUCUUCCUUGGAGAGAAAGUUUUGAAAAAUUUAAAUACAACUCCAGCAAAAUGACUUCCUAAGUAUUAUUUCACAUUCCACUUCCAGAAUCUCAUUCAAGAUUAAACUGCAGUUAUUCUAUUGUCUUUCACCAUUAAUUAAUAAACUGCUACAUUAAACUUUAACCAAUAUAACUUCUCUUGCUUUUUCACAAAUCCCAGUCUCACCAUUGAUAUUCCAUGUUCACAAGCAAACUAAACUAUAAAUCAAUUUUCUCUACUUUAUCAAACAGCAGAAAGUAAUAAAGAAGGUCACAAAUAGUACAGUAGUUCCUUGGAGGUUUGUAACAUCAUAAUUUAAAGCUCAGAAAGAUUGAAUCAAAAGUUGAAUUAAUCCCUAAGGGAAAAGAUUCUAUAUAGAUUCUAUUGAUAGACAUAGGGCAGCCUGUCUUCAUUGGGAACUGGUAUAUUUGCUAAUACUUUGGGACAAAGGAAACUAGGCUUCUCAGCAAAGGAGAAAAUGAAAUCCUCAGCGAGAGGAAGUGGGUUUUUGCUUUUUGCACUUCCUGUCACUGUUCUCAGACCGUUCUGGAAAAAAAAAAAAAAAAAAAAAGACAAAUCAGACUAAUCUUUUGAUGCACAAUGUGCUCUUCUGAAUGGCUGGUGUCUGCAUGAUGCAAUUAUAAAAACUGCAUCUAAGUGGAAUACAUAUAUAAAUUGUAAAUGUUGCACUUCUUUAGUGUUUAUCCCUAGAUGGAUGCUUUUUCAGUGAAACAGCCUCAAUCCCAAAUCAUAGCAGUCUAUGAACCCAACAUAAAAUGAAAGGUUGUUUUUUUACAAUGACAAAUUUUGGUAAAGUUACAAAUAUUUCUUCUGAAGCUGGAAAUAUAUUCCUCAAAGCAUGGUUAGCUUUUGAGUGUCCUUUGAAUGAUUGCAGCUUCCUUUCAACAUGAAAGGAACCUAUGAAUCUGAAAUCAGAGUUUCACAAAGGAAUUUCUGAUUCUGUGUUUAAACAUAUAUAUCACCUUAAUGAUGUGACUGCACCUGAUGAGUUAAGAUAUCCCUCCAGACUCAAGAGGCAUUAAUGGGG